GGCUCUCAGGCAGAAACGAUUUCAUAAGCGAAGCUUUUUUCAAUGGGAUGAAAUCCUUGCUUCGGACGCGUUUGAACCAUUGUCCGGUUAUUUCGUAGUUUUUUAAGGCACACUAAACGAAAAAGUGGACAACUUUCACCAGCGAAGAAGCAGAGGCUUGCACAUUUUUAAAACAUUUCAAAGAUUCGGCACAUCGAAUACGAUUAUGGCAACUGCAACCCGAAGUCGCCUACUAAACAACGACCUGUCAUCGGAAGUUCAGCUUCUUAACAAUUAAAGAGGCGAAGAGCUCAUUCAUUUCUUCCCCGAGGCACUGCAGCCGAAACCCUGAAGACUAUGCACUGUUCAACGUUGAAUUGCUGCGUUUUUAUUUCGCUCAUCAAUUGAUAUAUUGAUGAUCUGUGGAAGAAAAAUCUGGUCUACUUGAUGUGGGUUGACAGAGGGUGUGCGCUGUUGACGAUAGUUGGUGAUGGUUGCACAGAUGGCGAACACAAGCGAGCCGGGGGAAAGCAACCCUUCGCUACAGAAUUAUGCCAUCACUGCUUCUGCGGUGAAGCUGGCCUCUCUCGGUCUGAUAAUCUGUAUCAGCCUGGCAGGGAACAUUCUGCUAUCUUUCCUGGUGCUGAAAGACAGCAGCCUACACAGAGCUCCCUAUUACUUCCUCCUGGAUUUAUGUCUGGCGGACAUAAUACGCGCAGCUGUAUGUUUUCCCUUCGUGAUGAUAUCCAUUACCAGCGGCUCCAGUUGGGCAUAUAGCAUCAUAAGCUGCAAGAUCAUCGCGUUCAUGGCAGUUCUCUUCUGCUUUCACGUAGCCUUUAUGCUCUUCUGCGUCAGUGUAACUCGAUACAUGGCGAUAGCGCAUCAUAGAUUUUACUCCAAGCGAAUGACAUUAUGGACCUGCGUGGCAGUCAUAUGCAUGGUUUGGACCCUCUCCGUUGCUAUGGCAUUCCCGCCGGUAUUCGAUGUUGGCACUUACAAAUUCAUUCGAGAGGAAGAACAGUGUAUUUUUGAACAUCGAUACCUGAAAGCAAACGACACCUUGGGUUUUAUGUUGAUGUUGGCAGUCAUUGUGGGAACAACUCAUGUGGUUUAUAUGAAAAUGCUGUUUUUUGUUUACGAUCACCGUAAAAUGAAACCGGCCCAGCUGAUCCCGGCAAUAAGCCAGAACUGGACUUUCCACGGACCUGGCGCUACAGGACAAGCAGCUGCCAACUGGAUCGCGGGAUUUGGACGUGGUCCCACCCCACCGACACUGGUGGGGAUCAGACAGGCUUUGCACAACCCCAACAAGAGGCUUCUUGUCUUGGAUGAAUUCAAAAUGGAAAAACGAAUCGGCAAGAUGUUUUACUUGAUAACUCUUGCGUUUUUUCUUCUGUGGUCCCCCUACAUUGUCGCCUGCUAUCUUCGGGUGUUUGUGAAAGCCAGUGCCAUCCCACAAGUGUACCUCACUGCGGCGGUGUGGAUGACGUUCGCGCAAGCAGGGGUGAAUCCCAUCAUAUGUUUUAUAUUUAACAAGGAGCUUAGGGUUCGUUUCAGAGCCCGUUUCGAAUGCUGUUUGAGCACACAAACACCUAUGGAGUCAUAUUGUGUUAUCUGAACAAUAUAUUGCUAUGUUGUUCAACUUACGUUGUUUUGAUUACAAUAGUUCAGACCAACAAUUGAGCUUUGAAAGAUUUUAUUUUUGAAUGAAAACAUGCUCGGUAUGCAUAACUGUCGCCCUUGUUGGUUAUUUUCUUUAAUUGAUUUCAAGUUUCUCUAGAUUAUACCCUUGAAGGCCAUAUUUCGCAAUGACCAAAUUGCAGAUACAAAUGAAAUGUAAAAAUUCCAUAUUUUUAAAAAUUUAUAUUUGUAUGCAUAUAUUUUACACUGAUGUUAACAAAUUAUCUUAUUUAAGGAGUAUUUUAAAAUUAAGUGUAUGUUGCUUCUAUAAAGGAAUUAUGUAGGCCUAUUAUGCUGGUGUAAAUCUGAUUUGUUCAAUUUGUUUUAGACUUUUUAUCAGAAAUUAAUUAUCUUUGAUAAGAUCUUCCUAGCAUUGGUUGUGUGGAUAAAAUACUGCAACUCAGUUUUACUUUUUCUGCAAGUAAAUAUGAUACAUAGAUUUUUGAAAAUGUGUUGACAAAAAGACUUCCUAUCACAUUCCCUUUAAUGUAAAUUAUGUUUUAUGGUCAAGAAAACAAAUGACUUAGUUCUGAUGAUUGACCAUUCUUAAUGCCUUUGGAAGAUGGUUGCCUUGUUUGUACUGCAGAAUAAAUAAUCAUAAAUAAUGAA
Molecule: messenger RNA, 2268 nt
Organism: Anguilla rostrata (American eel)
Lineage: Eukaryota; Metazoa; Chordata; Actinopteri; Anguilliformes; Anguillidae
Gene: gpr27
Product: G protein-coupled receptor 27
Exons: 2
Coding region: 470-1597 (375 amino acids)
Biological process (GO): G protein-coupled receptor signaling pathway
Cellular component (GO): plasma membrane
Molecular function (GO): G protein-coupled receptor activity
Source: RefSeq, a predicted model, not a curated record